AUGAGCAUCCGUAACAAUUACAACAGCUACAUGAGGCCCGACUCCCAGUAUGCAAGCCAAUAUUACAUGCAACCAUUUCAAGUUAACGGGAGAGUACCAUUGACAAGCAGAACGAACGUGGUUAGCAGCCAGCAGAAACUCUCAGAUUUUAAAGCUAAAGGAAAGCUCUCCCGGUCACCUGUAAUCGUUACCAAUUCUUAUAUGAUGAUGAACUCGAAGACUAGUGCACAAACAGCGCAGCACAAGCAAAACAGCCAUCACUACAACCACACGCGGACGCAGGUCGUAGAAAUACCAACCGUUAAUAAUAUUGCCCUUCAGGCUCAAGAUAUGAGACCACUGAGGUCCAAGUACAUGACGAAUCCAAUCAAGCCUGAAUCGACAAAAUCUUUGAAAAACCCUAUAAUCAAUGCCCCGAAAAAGAAGGCCCCGGAAACUUACUACAAAUUAUCGGUACCCUUGCUAAAUAUUGAGCAAGAUACUCCAGGAAGUAAUACCCAAAGGUUAGCCGCAAUCAUAAGGCAAAAACGUGCUGUCUACCACAAGAUCCAACCGAUCAAACUAGGCUGCAAAGAUGAAUAUUCAGUAACGUCAUUAGAACAGUUAGCUGGGGUCCUUGAAAGAUACCAGUUCGAAAAGCCGCGAACGAAGAGAAGAUCAUUGGCGUCUUCUAACUACACAUCGACCUUGCGUGACAGAGUCGAACACUUGAUCGUACAAGAGAACGCGAAUGACAGCAUCGAGUUGAGUUUCGAUGGCAAGGCGAUAAACAAAAGCGAUUUCUUACGUAUGAUGGAUUCAUUCUCAUUGGCCUUAGACGAUGAGAAAAAUGACAAUGAACAAUAUGUUUUCCAAACAGGAAAUAUCUUACCAAGGGACAUAACUAGUGGAGUUUAUUAA
Eremothecium sinecaudum is the source of this 900-nucleotide messenger RNA. RefSeq lists its product as uncharacterized. The transcript has a single exon. The coding region runs from base 1 to 900 and encodes 299 amino acids. Lineage: Eukaryota; Fungi; Ascomycota; Saccharomycetes; Saccharomycetales; Saccharomycetaceae. The record is from RefSeq and is a predicted model, not a curated record.